This is a messenger RNA of Melanaphis sacchari, 2608 nucleotides long. Its product is annotated as division abnormally delayed protein-like. Gene Ontology annotation, biological process: cell migration; positive regulation of canonical Wnt signaling pathway; regulation of protein localization to membrane. The transcript is spliced from 8 exons. The record is from RefSeq and is a predicted model, not a curated record. The coding region runs from base 541 to 2373 and encodes 610 amino acids. Gene Ontology annotation, cellular component: plasma membrane; cell surface; extracellular region. Lineage: Eukaryota; Metazoa; Arthropoda; Insecta; Hemiptera; Aphididae.
CACACUCGGUCGAGUCGCAUGUGCGUUGUGGUAACGACGCCGCCGCAGCCAUCGUAUUCGUAUUUUAAUCUUCGGUUACAAUAAUAAUAAUAUAAUAUAUUAAAUUAAAUUUUGUACGGGGAAAUGCGCGAAAAUUUCAACCGUUGAGUACGCAAAACCGUCACCGUGUGCGCAAUACAAUAUAUUAUAUAUCUCGCGAUUUUCGUACAUCGGGUGUGCGGUGUCAUUUUUUUCGAAUUUGAUAAAAAAAUUUUCCCACGUGAUUUCGACUUAAGUUCCGGAGACGCAGUAUAGUAUAAUAUAAUAUAAAAAUACGAUUAUUAUAUUCCAUAGGUUUCACAUAGACGAUACCGUACUAUACAUACAUAAUUAUAAAAUAUAUUGGUACGUCGCCGUGUUGCUGGCGGUCGCGCGAGUGUGCAACAGUUUCCGAUCGAGUUUCCGCGAAUCAUCGUGCUUAAAUACGUAUACCUAAAAUUAAAUAUAUAAGAAGUACACCUUCAAGUUCGUCGCUGAACCGCCCACACCUCCGAGUCCGACAUGCGGAGGUUUUUGUUGGCGGUAAUCGUGUUGUCGGUGCACCGUCGGUGGGACGGAUGCGCCUACCCGACGUCUGCGGAGUCAGCCACAGACGGAGAAUGCCGCAUAGCCGUACAGCGGUUCCGGUCGGUCGGCCUAUACGACACGCCGACUUCGCGGAUCGACCAAGGAGACAAUCUAAAAGUGUGUCAGUCGAGGAAGAGCUGUUGCAACGCCGCCACCGAGGCUCGGUUGAUAGACAUGGUAGACAACGAAUAUAAGAGACACCUGGCCGCACAGGCGGGCUACGUUUAUGACCUGCUCAAUUCUACCGCCCAUCACUUGCAAGAACACAUGACGCACAUGAUUCGAAAGUCCAAAAGCAAAACAGUUAGGGUACUGGCGGACGUAUACGCAAGCAUCGAAGGACCAGCCUCUGGUCCAUUGGACGCGUUCUAUGGACGCCUGUCGCGGUACGUGCACGAGGACCCGGAAACAACCCCGGCGUCGAGCUUAGAAGAUGCAGCUUCUCGGUUGUUCACUGACCUAUUUCCGAUAGUCUACCGAACAGUGGCCGUGGCGGCCGACAGACCGGAUGGCGAAGCGUCAGAGUUCGACGAGGAUUACGUUCAGUGUCUAACCGGUAAAGCAUUAGACGUUAAACCGUUCGGAGACGUGCCGUACACAUUGGCCAAGGACAUUUCCAGGACGUUUUCCGCUACCAACGUACUCGUACACGCACUCAGAUACGGCGGCCAACUGGUGGACGAAGAACACUCCCGGUCGUGGCUAGGUUAUGGAAAUAGGGAACAGUGUUUGGCGGCACUGACAAAGAUGAGACAGUGCUCAUGGUGCGACGGCAAGGACGCGAAACCGUGUCACGGGCUGUGCGUGAACGUGAUUCGCGGGUGUCUAGCCAGGGAGACGGCGCACCUGGACGCGCCGUGGACCGGAUACUACGAGGCCGUCGACCGGCUGGUGUCUGCUAUCAACAACGGUCAGUCGUCGGUGUGUCUGGAGGACCUACUCAGAUCCCUGCAUUCAAGGAUAUCCGAGGCCAUCAUGUACGCGAUGAACCACGCUUCCGAUAUACAAAACAACGUGAAAUACUUUUGCGGUCCAGCAAGAUGGAACUCUCGUGCUUCAAGUACAGUUUCAUCAUCGGGCACGGCUAAGACGCCAGAGAGCCAAGAAGUGUGGAACGUUGAGGAAGAGGACCUUAGCACAGCACUGCUCACUUCCAAGCUGACCAAGUUUUCCGACCCGGAAACCGCAGUCAGAGUACGAGGACUGUUCUCCGACAUGGCACGAUCCAUGUGCACAAAUUAUACGACGACUGAUUGUUGGAACGGCCGGGUAGUAGGAGAAUACACGGACAACGUCGUCGGGCCACUGUUAAGCGCGCAAAUGUACAACCCGGAAUUCGAUUGGACGGCUUCUAUCAUCACGCAAGACAACAAAGUGGCGGAAGUCAUUGACAAGCUCAGGCACAUCAGACAAACGGUGUUGAACCAAUUGAGUUCAAAUCCGCAAUCGGAUUCGUUCAUGGCCGACGAGGCCGAAGGGUCUGGCGAAGGUAGUGGCGCUGGUAGUAGGGGCAGUAACCCAGGCUGGGACGAUGACGAUGACAACGCAGAUUACUCCUCAUCUGGCGACGGUUCUGGCGAAAACCCGAUCACCACUCAGGUGCCUGGAGCCGACAAUCCACAAUUCAAAACGACUAACAAAUCGGUACCAAAUUCGGGACCAGAUGUAGCAAUAAACUCCAAUAAUUCGUCGGGCGCUGCCCCGUCAAUACGACUGCAUGCACCCCUAUUGAUAACGGUGUGCUUGGUGGUUAUUCCUGCGUUGUAGCUACAGACGAGGAUAUAUUUUUAAACGUACUUUUUAUUAUUAUUUUUUGUUUUCAUCGCGUUAAGUUAUUAUUAUAUUGUUGUUAAGUGAAACUUUGUUCUUGGAUUUACUCGGCUUUUCUUUAGGGUGCCUUUUUGAAAAAAUAUAUACAUCUAUAUUCUAUUUAUAUAUAUGUACACUUUAUAACUCUUCUGGACACAAAUUGUUUAAUUAUUUUAAACUCUUCUUUUUUUCC